This is a messenger RNA of Fonsecaea nubica, 1290 nucleotides long. RefSeq lists its product as hypothetical. The record is from RefSeq and is a predicted model, not a curated record. Lineage: Eukaryota; Fungi; Ascomycota; Eurotiomycetes; Chaetothyriales; Herpotrichiellaceae. The transcript has 6 exons. The coding region runs from base 1 to 1290 and encodes 429 amino acids.
AUGGCGAACGCAAAGGAACAGAGCAUCCCGCCUAUCGCCCCGACCAGGCUGAGACAAAUCGCUCUCAUCGCAGAAGACUAUGAUCGGGCUCGAGAUCUGUUGACCAGGGUUCUGGACACGGAAGUCGUAUUCGUGGAUCCGCAGGUGGCUCAAUGGGGUCUGAAGAACUUUCUAGUGGCCAUUGGAGGUGACAUGAUUGAAGUGUGCUCUCCGUUCAAACCCAAUACGACGGUGGGGAGACUACUCGAGAAACGCGGCGACGGUGGGUACAUGAUCAUCAUGCAGACAUUGGACGCUGCGUCGAGGCGGAAAUACAUCGAGUCGAGGAACCUGGCCAGAGUCAUCUUCCACCACUCGCACGGAGAUGUCGAGUGUGUCCAGUAUCAUCCAAAGGGGAUUGCCGACUGCAUGCGGCAAAAAGGUGGGAUGAUGCCGGAAUUGGAUUCCCAUACCCCAUCGGCCACGAACUCAACCCCGCUGGAGAGCCCCUUUAGUCCCUGGCACGCCUGCGGAUCGGACUACCCAAAGUACUCGGUCGGGAUGAGGCGUCGCGCACACCUGAAGCUGGUCAGGGCAGUUCUCCGCUUAGCGCCCGGUCAAACCGACGUCCACGCCGCCGCUCAGCAAUGGCAGGACUAUUUUGGGGUGGAGAGACGGGGGAGUGAGCUGGUCUUCACAAACGCCCGCCUAAGUUUCGUGCCGGGAGUGGAGGGGUCGCCCGAGGGGUUGGAGAGCAUCACGAUUGCAGUCCAGGGCAAGGAGAGGCUCGACAAGAUGUUGCGAGUGGUGAGCGACGAGGGUCUUUGUGGGGAUGGAUGGACGAAUAUGCUGGGCGUCAAAUGGUGCUUUGAGCUCCAGGGUGAAGAGAAUGAUCAAGCAAAGGGACGCGAGAGCAGACUGCUACCGGAACUGGCCGAGUUCUAUCUAUUGGAAGCUAAGCGACUGACUCAGAUGGUGGUUGGCAUCGAUUGCGACUCCUUUCGAACAAAGAGAGUGACUCUACACACUUGGAGAUGCGGCAAUGAAGAUCAUAGUGAUACCAACAGUGGUCUCAUUGAAUACUCUCAGGAACUUCGAUCGGAAAAUGGUGUGCGCGUCUCGGGUCCUCCCUUGAGAAUAUCAGUGUCCGACAUAGUGCCUCUUGAGCAUGUGCCGCUCUCACUGCACAACGCGACCGUUGACUUCUCGGUUGACGAGCUGUGCGGGAUUUUGGAGACGGCGGAAGAGCAACAGACAUUGGUGAAAGCUGCCGAUGGCGAGGAUGGACAUCAACGAGCCAACACGAAAUGA